Diaporthe citri is the source of this 3003-nucleotide messenger RNA. RefSeq lists its product as uncharacterized. Gene Ontology annotation, cellular component: nucleus. Gene Ontology annotation, biological process: DNA-templated transcription; regulation of DNA-templated transcription. The coding region runs from base 1 to 3003 and encodes 1000 amino acids. The record is from RefSeq and is a predicted model, not a curated record. The transcript is spliced from 4 exons. NCBI's taxonomy places the organism in Eukaryota, Fungi, Ascomycota, Sordariomycetes, Diaporthales, Diaporthaceae. Gene Ontology annotation, molecular function: zinc ion binding; DNA binding; DNA-binding transcription factor activity, RNA polymerase II-specific.
AUGGGUUUUACUCCGCAGAGAAUGCAGUUCGCAGUGCUGCAGACUGGCGACUCGGAGGCAUUGCGGGGGCUGGGUGCGCGUUCCACAACCGUCGGCCUGCUUCUGCAUCGUCCAGGAAUCGGAACGACGGACCCCCUGGUCCUCCUCACCUUCGGCCGGAGAGUCACCGACUUCCCGCCGUGCAGAAAGGCCCAUGCCUCGGCCCUGCAUGUGUCCCAGCAAUCCAUUCUCUCCCCGCCCGACCCGUCUGCCGAUGAAACGGCCAACACGCCCUCCGGCCUAUCUGUUCACUCCACACCGAAGCGAAAGUUCGAGGAAGCGUUUAUUGCCGGGUCUGGAGAGCCUCCGUCGGUGCCCCUGACCCCAACGCUGCCGCCUCCGCCGCCGACCUAUCACAACCACUCCAUCAAGGGCUUCGUGCCGGUCGGCGGGCCUGGAGCUGGGCAUGGGCAGGCCUAUGAUGAAAGCAGAGGCAGUGCAGGAUUUACCGUGAUGAGUGCCGUUGAUGACAAAAAGGCCGUCAUCAAGCGGCAGCCUAUGCGGUCGAGCAUAGCUUGCCUUCGGUGUCGAAAGUCGAAGAUCAAGUGUGACAACGACGGAGGCUCUUCACCUUGCGAGACCUGUAUCAAACAGGGCAAGGAUUGCAAGUACCCAGAAGCAACGCCCAUCCCGCCCAAGCGGAGCGAUCCUCCCGCUGGCAUCAAGACUGAACGCGACGCUGGGUCAGAUCGGAAGCGCCUUAAGAAGAUCGAAGACGUGUCACGAGCAGAAGGGCAGCACUCGGCUGCAGCUCACGCUGACGAUGUUUUGUCCGCACACUACUUGACGCCAAAAUUAUGGUCAGAAGUUUUCGACAUCUACAGACUUCACUUUGCCACUGAGUUGCCCUUUCUACACGUACCAACCCUCAAGGAGAACAUGGGCAAUAAGUUCAGGUCAAAUCAGAAGGACGCCUCGCCGGACACUAACCUUGUAUUGCUCGGAGUUCUCACCCUCACCGCCCGAUUCCAUCCGGACCUGGUCAAGUAUGCUACUCACACGGCCAGCUCGCAAGCAGGGGCGAUCAAGAGCCGACCUGUUCAAACCAAACCAGACUCAUCAGCUGCGUCUGAAUACUUUGCCGAGGCUUUGAGAAAGGCUUUGGGUCCCUUGGGAACGACCAUGACCACGGCCUCGGUAGAAAGGGUCCAAGCUUUCUUGAUGUUGGGUUUGUACGAGUGGAGCCAGGUGCAACCGAAGACGGGCGGCUUGGGAGCGUGGAUGUACGUCGGCGUCGCCAUCCGGAUGGCUCAGGCUCUGGGCCUCGGUUUCGGAGACAAGCACGAUCCCAAGUCUCGAGCGCGAGCAAACAAAUCUAGCAAGAGCGUAUCGCCGAAGAUACCCGCGUCACAGCCAGAGCUGAUGAUAGCCAAGGAGAUCAAGAGGAGGACGAUGUUCAGUUGCCUCAUUCUUGACCGGUUACUUGCUUGUGGGAAGGAGCGUGUGCCAACUAUCCGAUCCGAGGACCUCCAGAUCCAGCUGCCGUGUAACGAGUGGGCGUUUGACCUGUCGAAGGAUGUGAGGACCGGAUUUUUGAACGGGUCCCCCGAUGAUCAAGGUCCCAGGGACGCAGAGGAUGACAGCGUGCUCAGCAGGUUCGUGCGGCUGGUGGAUCUCUGGGGCGAGAUCUCCAAAUUCAGCUUCGCGGGCGGUCGCCUGGUUGAGGAGCACCCUCCAUGGGAUCCACGGACGAGGUUUGCUCAGCUCCGGGAAAAGCUGGAAGCGUUCUAUUCCGACCUUCCAUCAACAUUCACCCUCUCGACCUCCAAUUAUCAUAGACACGAAAACCACCAAGCGUCGAGCGUGUAUGUGUCUCUGCACAUGCUGGGUAGCGUCUGUCAGAUCAUGCUCCAUCGCGAAUACAUACCCUUCCUUCCGAUUCGCUGUAGCGGUCCCGUUGGCCCGUUGGACGAGCCAACCUUUCCAGCUGGCAAAUACGAUAUCCCGAAUGGCUUUUGGGAGCAUAGCGCAGAGCAGGUCUUCAAAGCCGCCAAGGACAUCGUCGACGUGAUCGAAAUAUGCCGUGAUAAGCUACCGAUGUCCGCAUUGGUGCUUUUUACCAUCUGGACAGCAGCCUUUGUUGGGCAAUAUGCAUGGCAUUUCCCUCAUAUGGAUCAGCAAAGGCACAUGUUAGUGGAUGAUGAAGAAGAUGGCGAUGGUUCUGAGGCCGAUAUGGACAUGACAAAAGUCGGCCCGACCGCAGUCUGCCACCAAACCCUUGUGCGCUUCUCAGGGUGGCUCAAGAUGGCCUCAACUUAUCUUGGUUAUUUCAAGGAUUUAGAUAAUUACAUGGCCAAGAUCAAAUUCGAAUAUAGCGCGCUCACCCAUGGCAACAACAAAACCGGGACCGCUCCUCAGGACGAUGGCAAGCACCCGAUUCACGGUGGAGGAUUGGAGGAAUGGAAAGUACAGAACGCGAAGAUCAUCAACAAUGGCAUGAUCAUGGCAGAGGAUGAUAGACACGGGCCAUACGGAUGUUCAGAUCAGUCAAGGGCAAGCCCAACGGAGCGCGAAUCCCCCACGGGACCCGAUGUCCACCUCACCGAAAAGACGCCGCGCUCAAUCCCGUCCAUGUUCACAGCGAUCAACAACGCACCCGUUGGGGGACGCCACGAACUGCCAGGCUCGGGCCCGUUAUCCAAAACCGAUGGUCACCCCGGUCCAGAGUACACAAGGGCUGGGCCUAUGCUGCAAGCAGGGCAGCUAUCACCCCCGCCUCUUCACCAGUCUCUGUCCGGGCCUCACGAUCUGGACGUGAUUUCCGAGGCUCGAGUCCGAGAUAUACUCAGCGAGAGCGAGUCCAUGCGGAUCGCUGAAGCCCUGGAGGGCCUUGGCGGAGGCGACAUCCAGGGCUUCUCCUACGGGGACAUACCGGAGGCAAUGCUCUUUGGGCAGACCUUGCCAGGGCUGACUUUUGGGACCUCGAGCAAAUGGCAACUGGCGGAAGACACCGAGACGGGAUGA